AUGAUUCUGAAAGACGAUAUUAGGGACUUUCUUCAUGAAUUUUACACUAAUGGAAAGAUCCUGAAAGGCAUCAAUUGUUCUUUUAUUGCCUUGAUUGCCAAGAAGCAGUGUGUCAAAUCAUUUAAGGAUUUUUGCCUCAUAUCUUCAAUUGACAGUAUCUACAAAAUAAUUGCAAAAACACUUGCUAACAGGUUGAAGCAAGUCAUGGGGUCCCUCAUCCAUCCUACUCAAUCGGCAUUUGUGGAGAGAAGACAAAUCAUGGACUGCAUCUUGAUUGCUAACGAAGUAAUUGAUUCAAUCAGGAAAAAAAACAGAGGGUGGACUGGUCUUCAAACUCGACUUACUGAAAAGCUUUCAAUAUGUGGACUGGGACUUCCUACUCUCUAUUAUGAAACAAAUGGCCUUUGUGGGUCGAAGCAACCUGCAAAUCUCUCAUCUGCAAUUCGCAGAUCUCACAAUUAUCUUCUGCCAGCCCUUGGAGGAUCAACUUCUAAUGAUCAAAAGGAUUCUUCAAUGCUUUCAGAUGGUUUUGGUUUAGAGGUUAAUUUUAAGAAAAGUGCGCUUCUGGGUAUCAAAGUGGAUCAUCAGCUUAUCGAAGAGUGGGCCUCAAAAAUCUAUUGCCAGGUUGAUUCUUUGCCUACUGAAUACCUUGGCAUCCCUCUGGGGCCUAAUCCGAGACUGUCCUCUACCUGGCAGCCCAUCGUAGAAUCUGUCAAAAGCAAACUCAGUCUGUGGAAAUGCAAGUUUCUACCCCUGCAGGAAGAGUAA
Messenger RNA from Durio zibethinus, 768 nucleotides. RefSeq lists its product as uncharacterized. The record is from RefSeq and is a predicted model, not a curated record. Lineage: Eukaryota; Viridiplantae; Streptophyta; Magnoliopsida; Malvales; Malvaceae.